Molecule: messenger RNA, 2459 nt
Organism: Patiria miniata (bat star)
Lineage: Eukaryota; Metazoa; Echinodermata; Asteroidea; Valvatida; Asterinidae
Product: proton-coupled folate transporter-like
Exons: 6
Coding region: 218-1687 (489 amino acids)
Biological process (GO): transmembrane transport
Cellular component (GO): membrane
Molecular function (GO): transmembrane transporter activity
Source: RefSeq, a predicted model, not a curated record
GCACCGACAUGACAUUGCACCACGCGUCUAGCUAUAAGUAAUUACACACAUCAUACUGAAUUCAACAUAUGCUGAGAAUUCACAGAGUGAAUAGCAGGCGUUCUUUGGGGUUUUCGGUCAGAUAGGAGAGUGAAACCCGACUGACAUCAGCAGCAACGAAUUAAGCUGUUGCAUGUAUUACCGACAUCUGAUCGAGGUGCAUUACUUAAAUUAAGUUAUGGAAGUUUUGCAACGGGUGACAGUGGAACCGAUCAGGUUCAUUUUCACAAUGGCGCUCGCAAUGCAGUAUAGAGCGACCAGGGCUCUUAUCCUUCGGAAGGUGUGUAUAUCAAGCCACAAUCAAACCUUGUGUGGUAUUGAUGAAGACUCAUCGGGCCUGGACAGCGACAUGCCUGACGGCCAGACGGUACGGGAUGAUGUUGCAACUUGGUGUUUCUAUCUUGACGCCUGUGCGAACCUUCUCGGUGCCCUGGUCUCGUGCGUGUACGGAUCAGCCAGUGAUAGGUUCGGUCGCCGGGGGCUCCUUGUGCUACCAUCGCUUGGCCUGAUGUUGGGAUCCGCCAGUUAUUUCAUACACUACUACUUCUUGCAACUCCCUCUCUAUUAUGUCUUCUUCAGUUCAGCUCUGAUGGGACUGUUCGGUUACUACCAGGCGUCUUACAUUGCCACAAUGAGCUAUAUAUGCGAUAUUACAGACCAUUCAGACAGAAGUUUUAGACUGGGUGUCAUGGAAUCCAUGGGUUUGAUAGGUGGGCCUGUAGGUAUGAUGCUAGCCUCAGCCCUACUCUACGUCAACUACGAUGGCUUAGUCUACUUCAUCAUCAUCCUUAGCCAGGGGGUUGUUCUUCUCUACGUCCGCUACUGGUUACAAGAGACAAUUGAUGUUCGAGCAUUUCAGGAGGUAAACUCACAAGACGCUAAUUGUUCGCCUCAAAAAAUUUGCUCCGAUGUGAGCUGGAGUUUGAAGCGGACUCUCAUGGUUUAUGUUAUCUGGAGAACUGAGAACAGGAGGCAGCUUCUUCUGAUCAACCAGACAGUUGGCAUAUUAUCCUCACUUGGAUCCUCAGGAGAGAUGGAUUUGACCCGUCUGUACACCAGCAGCCCCCCACUGAGCUGGGCUGACUCCACCCUCCUGGCCUACCUCUCAGUCAAAGAUGCUGUCAAGGGUAUGAUCCUAGCCGUGGGAAUACCACUGCUCUUCCUGUACUUCAGCCACUGGACCAUCCGACUGGACAUGAUUAUCGCCAUGACUACACUGCUGUCCACGUCAGCCUCCCUGGUGCUGAGGGCAUUCGCCUCCAGCACCCUCAUGAUGAUGCUAGUGCCGGUGGUUGGAUGUUUAGGAGGAUUUCCAAACACGCUCAUCUCAUCCAUCAAAUGCAAGCUGGUAGAUCCUGAUGAAUUCGGAGCCCUGUUUGCCUGUACGAUGCUUAUCCAGAGUAUAUGUCACGUCGUAGGCAGAGUCUUCUUUCAGAUGUUGUACGCCGCAACACUGACAAUCUGGCCACGCCUACCCUUUCUGGGCAUGGGCAUCUUUUUUGUCAUGUUGUUAUCCAUAAUAACGUAUAUGUGGUGUUUGAGUGGCCAUCUAGACAAGAAAGAUAAAACGGAUGCUCGACAGCAGCUGAUCAACUCGUACGAUGGCAAUGAAGAGGAGAUUGAGCUAUUUUCUGCCAAAACAAAGUGAAUGAACGUCUUAAACUUAGAUGGUUCGAUGAAUAUUGGGUGGGGAAUUUUACUUUAUAAAUUCUCGUUUACAUGAAAUAAGUAGAUUUAGUCGUUAUGUUAUACAAGGAUGUUCUUCCGUAGGUUUCCACCUCUGUUGCAAUGGUAUGAUGAAUAGGCCUAUUACCAUAAUUUAUUAAUUUUUGUAACAAAACAAAUGUGUAUACCAAAAUAUUUAAGAGGUUUGCAUUUAGUAGUUUUUACAUAGCAGAUUCGAAGUAAAGCUUAGGAUGUACCUUCGCCUCGCCUCAUCCGGCCAAAACAAAAAACAGUCCCUCGGAAGUAGGCCUAAAAAUGCUGUUUUUUAUGUACUGGGCUUCAUGGUAGUUUUUGCGGGAAUUUCAAAGCUUAAAUACGGUGAAAUGCCAAUAAUAUAUAGACGAAUGUAAUAUAAUAGAAGGGAAUUAAAUGUAGUGUUGGUUUCUUGACGUGGGCGAGAUCAUGGUAUCAUGGGAAUUCAUUGAUAAUGUUAAGCUAAAACUUCGUUAGAAAUCACUUUAUUUGGGGGGUUGUAAUUUUUUUUUUAGUUUUGGAAACGCCCUUUGUAGAAUCACUUCUGUUCUCACAAAAUAAGCAUAGGACCUACAUAUAGUGGAGAUGCUAAGCGAAAAAUUGUGCACUUUGUGGUAAAAGCAUGAAAUUCGGCAUGUGGGGUCAAAAUGGGCUAAAAAUCAUUUUAAGAUCGGGACCCAUCCUGGAUCUUGCCCAUUUUGGGGGCGGAGCUUGAUUUUUAA